Messenger RNA from Tyto alba (common barn owl), 3150 nucleotides. RefSeq names its product calpain 7 (gene CAPN7). Bases 249 to 2558 code for a protein of 769 amino acids. The transcript has 21 exons. Gene Ontology annotation, biological process: proteolysis. NCBI's taxonomy places the organism in Eukaryota, Metazoa, Chordata, Aves, Strigiformes, Tytonidae. The record is from RefSeq and is a predicted model, not a curated record. Gene Ontology annotation, molecular function: calcium-dependent cysteine-type endopeptidase activity.
CCGGCGGGUUCGGGGGCGCCGCUGGAGCUGUGGCACCUGAGAAGCGGGGACGGGCGCUUCUUCCAGCUGCUGCGGGCACAGCCCCGGCGGUGCCUCUGGGGAAGCGUCGUUGUUACCUGCCUGAAAACGGCCUGUGCGCCGCUUCCAUUGCUGGCCUCUCCCCUACCCCCGCCAGGCCUGAAAGACUACAGUUUUAUGUUGGAGACGGAGAACUGCAGGAAGCUGCGCAGGCCUUGAUUUAUGCUGGAAUGGCAGGGUCCAAUUUGGAAAAUAUUCAAGAAAAAAUAAAUGAGUACUUGGAGAGAGUUCAAGCUCUCCAUUCAGCAGUUCAGUCACAGAACACAGACCCUCUGAAGUCAAAACAACAGUUGGAUUUGGAGCGUGCUCACUUCCUAGUUACACAGGCUUUUGAUGAAGAUGAUAAAGGCAAUGCAGAAGAAGCUAUAGAGUUGUACACAGAAGCGGUGGAACUCUGUUUGAAAACAGCUACUGAAACUUCAGAAGCUGGCCUCCAGUCAAAACUGAAACAGCUGGCUCGACAAGCACUGGAUAGAGCAGAGGCGCUGAAGGAAUCUGCGUCAAAGGCAUCUCAGAAGGAGAAGUCAACUGCGGCUAAACCAAAUCAGCCAGUGAGGACAUUCUUUCCAUUGGGACCUGAUUUUUCUUUAAAUGAUAAACCACAGACAAUCAGAGCAGUACAAGCUAGUGAACCUCAAGGUCAGAGAUACACUGCAGAGGAGAUUGAAGUACUCAGGAAGACUUCAAAAAUUAAUGGCAUAGAAUAUGUACCUUUCAUGAGUGUCGAUCUGAGGGAACGUUUUGCAUUCCCUAUGCCAUUUUCUGAUAAAUGUGGGAAGUUACCAUUAUCCCCCAAACAGAAAGCAAUGUUUGCCAAGUGGGUGAGACCAGAUGACAUAACAAAUAACCCUACGAUGAUUUACACUGUAUCAAGUUUCAGCAUAAAGCAGACAAUAGUGUCAGAUUGUUCUUUUGUGGCAUCACUUGCUAUCAGUGCAGCAUAUGAAAGAAGAUAUAACAAAAAAUUGAUCACAAGUAUAAUUUACCCUCAGAAUAAGAAAGGAGAACCAGAAUAUAAUCCAUGUGGCAAAUACAUGGUGAAGCUUCAUAUCAAUGGUGUACCUAGAAAGGUAAUCAUAGAUGACCAGUUACCUGUUGAUCAUAGUGGCGAACUUCUUUGCUCUUAUUCUAACAAUAAGAAUGAAUUAUGGGUAUCACUAAUAGAAAAAGCUUACAUGAAGGUCAUGGGAGGAUAUGAUUUUCCUGGAUCAAAUUCUAAUAUCGAUCUCCAUGCACUGACUGGUUGGAUACCUGAAAGAAUUGCUAUGCACUCUGACAAUCAAGCUUUCAAUAAAGAUAGUACUUUCAGAAUGCUGUAUCAGAGAUUUCACAAGGGAGAUGUCCUUAUCACAACAGCAACAGGGGUGAUGUCUGAAGAGGAAGGAGAAAAAUGGGGUUUAGUUCCAACCCAUGCGUAUGCAGUCUUGGAUAUAAGAGAAUAUAAGGGACUUCGAUUUCUUCAGUUGAAAAACCCCUGGAGCCACUUACGUUGGAAGGGACGAUACAGUGAAAAUGACACAAGAAAUUGGACCCCAGAUUUACAAAAAUACUUGAACUUUGAUCCAAGAACAGCUCAGAAAAUAGACAAUGGCAUUUUCUGGAUUGCCUGGGAGGAUCUGUGCCAGUACUAUGACGUUAUUUAUUUGAGUUGGAACCCAAGUCUUUUUAAAGAGUCUACGUGUAUUCACAGUACCUGGGAUGCAAAGCAAGGCCCGGUGAAGGAUGCCUACAGCCUGGCAAACAACCCUCAGUACAAGCUGGAGGUCCAGUGUCCCCAGGGCGGCGCUGCCGUCUGGGUUCUGCUCAGCAGGCACAUCACAGAUAAGGAUGACUUUGCACACAAUCGGGAGUUCAUUACAAUGGUUGUAUACAAGACUGAUGGCAAAAAAGUUUACUAUCCAGCUGAUCCUCCUCCGUAUAUUGAUGGUAUUCGGAUCAACAGUCCUCACUACCUGACCAAGAUAAAGCUGACCUCUCCAGGGCCCCAUACAUUUACCUUAGUGGUAUCCCAGUACGAGAAACAAAACACUAUUCAUUACACCAUCAGGGUGUAUUCCUUGUGCAAGUUCACCUUUUCCAAGAUUCCUACACCUUACACCAUUUCUAAACGGGUUAAUGGACAGUGGAAAGGUCACAGUGCUGGAGGAUGUGGAAAUUUCAGAGACACCUACAGAAAUAACCCCAUUUAUCAAUUCCAGCUGGACAAGAAUGGACCGUUACUAAUUGAGCUCCGGGGACCAAGACAAUACAGCGUUGGGUUUGAACUCAUCACUGUCUCGACAGUAGGAGAUCCUGGUUCCUGUGGCUUUCAGAAAAAGACCAGUGGUGACUACAGGUGUGGAUUUUGCUACUUGGAAGUGGAGAACAUAUUUGCUGGAGUUUACAACAUUAUCCCCACCACAUUCUUGCCUCAACAAGAGGGUCCUUUUUUCUUAGACUUUAACAGUACUACUCCUCUUAAGGUAUCACAGCUGCAGUGAGGAGAGAGAUCUGUGCAUUACUGUUUAAGGAGGUGGGUUUGAUCUGUCCUACAGCCCGAGAACAGGUGAAUAGCUCUUACUACACACACGCAUAAAAGAAAAUUACAUUCUAAGUUAUAGCCAAAAGCAUGGCAUCACCAACUGGCCAGUUAUUUGUGGCAGACAGUGAGCUGUGGGGUUUGCUGCUAUGGUAUUGGAGUGAGCACUGCUCAACUGGGCUUGUGAACAGGCCAAAAUGCUUUUAUUCAAAUGAACUGGCAGAACUCUAUUGCAGUUUCUCCACGCUUCAAAUCAAGGUCUAGUGAGUUAAGAGAAAAACUAACACUGCAAUUCUCUUCUCCCACAAUACAGGGCAUAGGGGUUAAAGAUGUUAUUCUUAAAAGUAAACAUGUAAGAAAAAAAUAUUCUUGUGUAUUCUGCUUAUUCAGUCUCAGGACCAAAUAGCUUUUGCUACCUACUUGUGCUGCUAUCUUGAAUGUUUUCAGCAUUGAACUAGUUCUCACAUCUAAAUGUAAAUUUACUACUGCUGAGCAUGCAGAAUUCCAAAUUAACAUGUUCAGCUUACUUAGAACAUGUAUAUAGGAGUAAAGGA